AUGAAGGUUCCAGCAAAGCCAAUCGACAGCUGGUCAAGAGGAAUCCGUCGUCAUUUUCUGGUGGAAUCGACCUUCGAAUCUCUUCAACAAGCACUUUCACUUAAAAUGGAAGCGACUGUGAAGCGUGACCUUUCCUCUUUCACCUCGGCCUCGGGUCCAAACGUCGGGCUUCAGAGCCAAAACGGCGGCGGUGACAUGCAGGGCGACCAGAGCGAAGGGUUGACUUCCACCUCAGCUUUCGUCUCUUCGUCAUCUGCUUCGGUCGCUUCGCCGAGCGGACCGAUCAGUUUGGCCGACUGGCUGAGCGCCAAUCGGCUGCCUGAUUCGGCCACUCUGGGCGCUGUCUUCAACAACUAUCGUCAUGGUAACGCCGACGGUAGCGAGGCAAAUGGCCCGGCCGGUCUGGCGGAGGACAGAGCUGUUGGCCGCCGAGUUGGCUCGUUGAGCUUCGAGGCAGCAUUGGCCGGACUGACGGUGGACGAGACCGAGGCCCGAUCGGGCGAGUCAAGACAAAAAGAGGCGCUUCAUUGUCUUUUAGGUGAAUACAGGCUUGUCGGUCUGUCUAUAUCCUUAUCCUUUGUAGAUCCUUAUGUUGGCGUCUGUUUCACCAGCGCUGUUUCCGCUUCUACA
Messenger RNA from Protopolystoma xenopodis, 630 nucleotides. Lineage: Eukaryota; Metazoa; Platyhelminthes; Monogenea; Polystomatidea; Polystomatidae. The record is from the annotation of a GenBank genome assembly.